AUGUACGGGUUCUCACAGGCACAAGAACCUGUACGAGAACCGAGAGAGGAAAGAGGUGAAACAGUUGAACCGCAACCUGGACCCCGAGCGGAAGGGCGGGACCAGGUAGCAACGGCAAUUCAGCAAAUAACUAAUAUACUUGCUCGACUGGUAGAGCAGCAGGGUCAAGCCCCUGUUAAUCAAUCUAGGGAUCUCGACAUAGGGCAAGAUAGGGCUCUAGAGAGAUUCCAAAAGUUUUUUCCUCCUAAGUUCCUGGGAGGGCCGGACCCCGAGGUAGCUGAGAGGUGGUUAGAUUCGAUGAUCAAUAUUUUCGUUGCCUUAAACUAUACGGAGGAUAGGCAGGUGCAUUUCGCUGUAUUUCAGUUUGAAGGACCAGCUAGGGUCUGGUGGAAUGUGAUUCGGGCUAAAUGGGAGAGAGAGGGAACUGCCUGGAUCUGGUUAAAUUUCGUGCGGGAGUUUAUCAAGAAAUAUCUGCCACCGAUAGUUCAGGAGAAAAGGGAGGAUGAUUUUAUUAAGUUUCGUCAAGGAACUCUGAGUGUAUUUGAGUAUGAGACUCAGUUCACGAAACUAUCUAAGUUUGCUCCCGAAUUGAUAUCUACGGAGCAAAGGAGGGUAAGGAGGUUUGUCCAGGGACUAAAUGUGGAAAUACAGGAGGCCUUAGCGGUGGCACAAAUUAAUACUUUUACGGAGCUUCUGGAGAAAGCCCAGAGAAUAGAAAUUGCUAGGGUGGGUCGAGGAGAUGGUGGUAAGAAAAUUUUGGGGACACCUAAAGAAAUUACUCCAAGAGGAGCCCCAGGUGGAAGGGGGCAAGCAAGAGGUGCCUCGGAAGGAGGUCAGGCCUCAGCCUCUCGAGUACCUUGUGGGUACUGUGGGAAGACCAUUCAUACUGAGGAUAAUUAUUGGCGAAAGACAUGA
Molecule: messenger RNA, 915 nt
Organism: Coffea arabica (coffee)
Lineage: Eukaryota; Viridiplantae; Streptophyta; Magnoliopsida; Gentianales; Rubiaceae
Source: RefSeq, a predicted model, not a curated record